AUGCCGCGCACGACAUCGUCUCCGGACGAGAAGCGUGCGUUGCUCGCCAGCCGGGCCGAGGCCCAGAUGGCCUCGACCAACACUACGGCAAACGCCUUUCUCGGUACCCGGCAACCGUCAUGGCUAACGGCGAACGCAAAGCAACGGACUGCACCCACUGCUGGUCCACCAUUAACCACCGACAUGGCACGAGCAGUACCAGCCGUUGCGCCCGCUCCAGGAGCGCCAGCAGCAGCGCCGGCAGCGCCACCACAAGCGCCGGCAGAGACGCGUGCGCCCCCGUUGCCGACAUUAAAUCCUGCCGACCCAAAACCCGUGUCUACGUCAACAAAUCUGUCACAAUCCGACUGCAGUCUCCUCUCCCCCGCGCCGACAGACGAAGCCAGCCCAGCUGCCGCAAGUCCUGACGCAAUCGUCCCACCAGCUGAGACCACGGCGGAGGAAGUCACUCAUAUACACGACUUCCCAUCAUUGCGUAGGGCCUUAUCGGAAGAGCGGCAACGACGACGGGCCGAGAAGCAGAUGUCUACUGCACCGGAUACGAAUGCAGCGGACGACACCCCGAGCGAACCAAGGCAACCACGGAUAUCUACAAACGGCGCAGCUCCCUGCCAGGCGCAGUCGGAUGCAAAUUCACAGGAGGCAGCGCAGCAUUCCAGACGGCAAUCGCUCGACGUGGUGGCCGGCGCACCCCCUGUGGAUGACCGUCCACAGCGUGUGUUACCGCCCAACGCACCAUUGGCAACAACGAUGGCAUCCUCCGUUUCGACAGGACAAGUAAACCUUGUGCCUGAGGAGCCGAGCAAUACUGACCCACUGCCACCGACGGUACCACCGGAACCAGCAACGGCCACAGAAAUUGCUGCAGCAAUAGCCGCAGCAACAGCCAAGGCAGCAGGCGGGACGAACUCGGGAUCAACUCAAGCUACGCUCGAGGAGCAACAAAACGUAUACUUUCCGCGAACCUUGGUUCGCACAACGACAGGCAAUGCCGAAUUCAGCUAUGUGGCUCUUGCGCAACUGGUGAGCAAUCAAAUUACGCAACUCAAACGCGAGGGUUCUCCCUUCACACUCUCUGAAGCACAGAGGUUGUCGAAUCUGAACUGUGCUCUCCGCAUUGAAGACGGUUUUUUUGUCGCAGCAAACCAGCUUCUCUGUCUGUGGUUGGUCGAUACUGCCGAGUUGCAUUUCCAGCUGGCCCCCCUUCCGUCGCACUUAAUCGACCACAGUUUCGGUAUCUUGCAGCAGAUACUCGAGACCAAUGGACAGAUCCGACCUACUCUCCUGGCCUGGUUUUCUCAGUUUCCAGGCAACAUUGACGACAUGAUUCGCCAUACAAGUAACUACACCCAAGUCAUUGUACAGGUGCGCGCCUUUUUGGAGAGGCUGGCGCUGUAUUGGGGUCCUCUUUCGAACAGUGUUGCGAUGCGCGGCUAUCCUCUCUUGGUGGACGAGCUUCUGUCACGGCUCCUUUGUCUGUCCCCGACUCUCCAAAAUCUGUUGUCUACAGCUUCCCGCAAAUAUCUCCAGCCGGCCAGAGAUCUUGGUGACACUGCUUUUGAUGAGAUCUUUAUGAAAGACCUGACACAGCACCAGCCGGCGCUCAGCACCUUCAUCGCACUUCCGGAGCCCCGUUUUGCUGAGGACCUAGAGUGGGUCAACGCGGGUACGAUUGCAUGCUAUCGUGAGGCUCUUCGCAGCAGCCCGGCAGAGGGGGCUAGGCGCCCGUCAGUCCCUCACUCGGCUGCACCAAAUACAAAGUUAGCUCAACAACCUCCGCGACAAGUGGCUCAAAUUCAGCAAAUUCGUGUUCCUCAGACCCAAGAGUUUCAAUCGAUUCAGCAGCCCCAGUAUGCACAGCAGACCUUCCAGCGGCCUCUUCAGCAAAGAGUGGUGGAUCAGAAUACUUCGCAGGCUGCGGCAAUCUCACCAGUCCUAGCCGAAUCCUGCCUUCCAGUUGGGGCUGCGUAUAUGGCUCAUGUGCGUCGAGCAAACGCAUCCGUGUCGUUGGAUGGCAAUGCUGCACAGCCAAUGCUAGCAGAUCGUGGCCGAACUGCUAGCUUACAGCAUCCGCAGCAACAACUACAGCAACAGCAACAGCCCCAUCUAAAUAUCCAGCCACAACGGUUUAUCCGUCCGCAUCCUCAACAGACCCCGCAGCCAAUGUCUCCGGUGCAGACGCCCCAGCAGCCUAUGCCAUACAGGCAAGGCCAAACAAUGCGCGCAACAGGCAAGACGCCAAUGCUCCCUACUCUUCGACUCGCACAGCAGGGUCCGACGUCACCACAGCUCCUCCAGGGGCAGUCGCCGCAGAUGGCUCAAUCCCCGCACGUCUCGUCGAGGGUACAAGCGCAAGUUCGUAUACACAACAGCUACAACACGCACAACAGCGACAACAAGGACAACAAGGACAACACGCACAACACGCACAACACGCACAACACGCACAACACGCACAACACGCACAACACGCACAACACGCACAACACGCACAACACGCACAACACGCACAACACGCACAACACGCACAACACGCACAACACGCACAACACGCACAACACGCACAACACGCACAACACGCACAACACGCACAACACGCACAACACGCACAACACGCACAACACGCACAACAAGGACAACAGUUGCAGUGGCGGCAAUUGCAAGCUCCACCUCGGCAAGUUCCAUCCCAGCAAUAUGCGCUCCAACAAGGCCCAACUCAGCAGGAGGCUACAACUGGACGAACUUCAUAGGCAGCAGCAGUUACAGCUGGAAAGGGAACAGCAUGCGCAACAGGCACCGCAUAUGGAGACGCCAACAGAUUCGCAGCAAGUACGCCAAAGGCAGCAAGUUAUGCAAACACGGCAACGGACAAUAUUGCCAGCACAGCCAAUGCAGCCAGGACAACAACAGCUGCGCCAAGUUCAGCAGACACAACAAGCACAACCAGCACAACCAGCACAACAAAUUUCAACCAUGCAUCAAAUGCAACAAAUGCAGCAAAUGCAACAAGUGCAACAAAUGCAACCAAUGCAACAGGUGCAGCAGUUGCAACGACACCAGCGGGAACAACCAGUUUCUCCGGCAGCGUUAUUGUCUCCUACGCAGCCGCAGAUACAACAUUGGCCACAAACAACACAGGGCAGCGUAGGACUCGCAGGCCAACCUGGACAGGUGCCGCGAAACUAUACCACCAUGCAGCAGUCACGUCUCCCAACCACACUCCGCUCGCCCGUACCUUCGCCCGUGCAAUCACCGGGCCUUGCCCAACAAGCAGCUCGCUUUCCGCCGGUACAACCUCCAGCCAACGCUAUGUACUACGCCGAGAAUACAGCUUCUGUUUCUAGAAACAGUCUUAUCCAACCCAAUAUUCCACCUAUCACACUGCAACCUGCUGGCGCGGUGCCGUCGGCUCCUGCACUGGGCCAACAAGUAGCUUCUGACAUACCAGCGCAGGCACAGCCUCAUCAACCGCAACAGCAGCAGCAGGAGGAACAACAGCAACAGACGCAGCAGCCGCAACAACAGCCUAGCUUGGUAGGCGGACGUCAGCAACAUCAAGAUGCGCCUACUUCUCUAGAGGGACACAGGUCCAUCUUUCCGCCAGCCGGCUCAACGAUUGCACGAAGCGAGUACCCUCUUGACCCGAAUGAUUUCCGAGCUUUUCAACAGGCUUUGACACAAUUGGAUCGCAGGAGCCCAACGCGAGUGAUGAUCAAUCGGACGUCGCAAAAGUUGCUCCCACCCAAGCCUGGUAGCCCAAGAUUCUACCAAUACGUGCAACGCCUUGCACUUGGUCCUUGCUCGACGCCAAUGCGGAAGAUUAUGUACACCUUCGAGUUCACGAUUACGGAAGAAGACUUCGCCCAAAUUUGUUUCAGGUCCACACCUCAGGGCGCCUUGCUACCGAUUGAGAGCCAUUUCGACGGGAGCUUGAGCUACCGUGUACGUUGCUGCACUGCCCGAGACGGUGUCCAAGCAAUGACGGAAAGCGAGUGGGUGACGAGCAAUACGCAAUGGCCGGUGAACAUCUUUAUGAAGAUCAACGGCACAGCCGUAUUUGCUCGUCGCCAGUCACACAACGGCAAGGAUCUCCCCGUUAACAUCACGCAGUUGAUCCUGCUUGGUGUUAACAAGGUCGAGGUGGCUAUUCCUGAACAGUCGUCGAAGUCGUCAACGUCACCAAAUUACUUCUUUGGCGUCGAGACCGUCGAGACGGCGCAUUGCAACCGCUCGGUCGACUAUAUCAUGAAAAAUGGAGUUCAGCAUGCCAGUGUUACAGUCGACAAAAUCAAGUCUCGUCUUCGGUCGACGUCGGAUGACGACGGGUUCACCAUCCUGCAAAACAGCGUCUCCGUGGACCUAGCCGACCCUUACAGCGCCCGCCUUUUCAAGAUACCUGUUCGAGGCGCCCAGUGUCAGCACAUUGAGUGCUUCGACCUGCACAACUGGCUUAAUACGCGGCCUGUGUGUACAUCGUACCUGAUGAACCCAUUUUGUCAGCACGCCUAUGACUGCCCAUGCCCGAAGCCCCAGGAGCCGACAAUGCCGGACAAAUGGCGGUGCCCCAUUUGUUCAAACGAUGCCCGUCCUACCAGUCUGCGAAUUGACCGCUUUCUCGUCGAUGUCCGUGCUAAGCUCAAGGAACUCGGAACACUCGACAAAGUCAAGUCGAUCCGUGUCAUGGGUGAUGGAACGUGGACGCCAAUUGGCGGCAACGAGGAGGAUGACGAUGACGGGGGCGACAGCGACGACGAAAAGGUCGGCUUAGCUAGCGGCAGCAACCCCAUCAGCGGAACGACUGUCACCAGCACGACGAACAACAGCACGACUACCAACAACACGGUUAACAGCAGCACGGCUACCAGUAGCACGGCUACGACCAGUGCUGCAAAGAGGAAACCGAAUACGCAGCAGCAAAAAGGGCAACCGCCGCGGAAGGUUGCACGAACCGAUGCAGAAUCGAAUGCGGCAGCACCCGCGAAACGGGCCGUGCCGACGUCGCGUCCAAUUGAAAUCAUUGAAAUCGACGAUUGA
Sporothrix schenckii 1099-18 is the source of this 5034-nucleotide messenger RNA. RefSeq lists its product as uncharacterized. The transcript is spliced from 4 exons. Gene Ontology annotation, biological process: protein sumoylation. Gene Ontology annotation, molecular function: SUMO ligase activity. Bases 1 to 5034 code for a protein of 1677 amino acids. The record is from RefSeq and is a predicted model, not a curated record. Lineage: Eukaryota; Fungi; Ascomycota; Sordariomycetes; Ophiostomatales; Ophiostomataceae.